AUGCCAAUACGAUCGCCUAUUUAUUUAAUUGCCAGUGGUGAUUCUCGUCUUGCUGCUAAUCAAACAUGUUGGGAAGCACAAGAUAAACUUGAACAAGCAUUAGGUAAAGCUCUUCAAUCACUUGGUCAUACAGUAAAACGCGCACAUGAAUAUGAUAAGAGCAAAAAACAUGGUUUUAUUGAUAGUCAACGUAUGGGUAUGAAUGUAUUUGCAAAUUUACCAUCUGAUGAUGUACCAUUAAUUGUUGCUGAAGCUGUUUGGCAAUAUUCUCAUCAUGUUUUAGCUGGUUUGACAACACAUAAAGGUCCAAUAUUAACUGUAGCUAAUUGGUGUGGACAAUGGCCAGGUCUUGUUGGUAUGCUUAAUUUAAAUGGUUCAUUAACAAAAGCUGGUGUUAAAUAUAGUACAUUAUGGUCAGUUGAUUUUACAGAUAAAUUCUUUUUAAAUAAACUUAAAGAAUGGCUUGAAACAGAAACUAUUCAACAUGAUCUAUCACAUGCACGACCAUUAAAAGGAUGUAAAAAAAUACCAGAUGAUUUAGAAAAAAUUGGCAAAAAAGUAGCCGAAAAUAUUUUAAAACAUAAAGCUAUUAUGGGCGUAUUUGAUGAAGGUUGUAUGGGAAUGUAUAAUGCAAUAAUACCCGAUGAACUUCUUCAUAAAUUAGGCAUUUUUAAAGAACGUCUUAGUCAAUCAGCACUAUUUUUUGAAAUGCAACAAACAAAAGAUGAUGAAGCUCGUGCUGUUUAUGAUUGGCUUAAAAAUAAAGGCAUGAAAUUUGAUUUAAAAGAACAACCAAAUGAUUUAACGGAUUUAACUGAAGAACAAAUUCUUUGGCAAUGUAAAAUGUAUAUUGCUGCUGUACGUUUAGCAAAUGAUUUUGGUUGUGAUUUAAUUGGUAUUCAAUAUCAACAAGGUUUAAAAGAUUUAGUACCAGCAUCCGAUUUAGCUGAAGGUUUAUUAAAUAAUGUUGAUCGACCACCUGUUAAAGAUCGUACAAAUCAACAUGUACUUUUUGAAAAUGCUGCUGUACCACAUUUUAAUGAAGUUGAUGAAUGUGCUGGUGUUGAUGCAUUUAUUACAAAUCGUAUUUGGAAACAAUUAGGUUAUUCACCUGAAUCAACAUUACAUGAUGUACGUUAUGGUGAAGAUUAUAAUGGUGUAUUUACAUGGGUUUUUGAAAUAUCAGGUGCUGUUCCACCGGAACAUUUAACUGAUGGUUAUAAAGGUGCUGUUAGUUUACGUCAACCACCAAUGUACUUUCAUAAAGGUGGUGGUACAAUUCGUGGUAUUUCAAAACCUGGUGAAGUUGUUUGGAGUCGUAUAUAUACAGAAGAUAAUCGAUUAAAAGCUGAUAUUGGACGAGCACAUGUUGUUGAAUUACCAAAAGAAGAAAAUGAACGACGUUGGCGUGAUACAACACCACAAUGGCCUAUUAUGAAUGCACAAUUGCUUGGUGUUAGUCGAGAUCAAUUAAUGGCAAAACAUAAAGCUAAUCACAUUCAAGUUGCAUAUGCACCUACUGCUCAAGAUGCACAAAAAGCAUUGGCAGCUAAAGCAGCUUGUUUUCAAGCAUUAGGUAUUGAAGUUGUCGUAUGUGGUACUGAAACAGGACUUGAAUAA
Messenger RNA from Rotaria sordida, 1620 nucleotides. NCBI's taxonomy places the organism in Eukaryota, Metazoa, Rotifera, Eurotatoria, Philodinida, Philodinidae. The record is from the annotation of a GenBank genome assembly.